Messenger RNA from Sorex araneus (European shrew), 399 nucleotides. Its product is annotated as kita-kyushu lung cancer antigen 1 homolog. NCBI's taxonomy places the organism in Eukaryota, Metazoa, Chordata, Mammalia, Eulipotyphla, Soricidae. The transcript is spliced from 2 exons. The coding region runs from base 1 to 399 and encodes 132 amino acids. The record is from RefSeq and is a predicted model, not a curated record.
AUGGGGGCUACAGGAGAGAAGUUGCAGUGGAUGAGAUUAGAAUGGAAGAGUUUGGAGAUUGUCAGUUGGAGAGCAGGCGUUAAGGGAAACAACCAUGGAACAAGGCGAGCAUUUUCAAGAUCUCGUGCACUAGUAAGAUCAUCCUCUUUCUCGGAUACAUACCGGAGCAAUGUUGACAAGAGUCUUUCAGUCAAGAAAUUCUCCAGGGAUAGAUUUAAAAAAACCCCACUCUCUGUAGCCAUGCAGAGGCAAACACUGGUAAACCCCAGGACUCUGGAACACAAGCUGGCUGAAGUGGAACAUUUAGAAGCUCUCAAGGGUUUAAACAGUUCAUCGGUGAACCAGAGGGAAUCCAAUGACAAUGUUUUAGGAUGUACUAGCAAUCGCAGUGGUCAUUAA